Messenger RNA from Drosophila elegans, 2153 nucleotides. Its product is annotated as nose resistant to fluoxetine protein 6. The transcript has 9 exons. Gene Ontology annotation, molecular function: acyltransferase activity, transferring groups other than amino-acyl groups. The record is from RefSeq and is a predicted model, not a curated record. Lineage: Eukaryota; Metazoa; Arthropoda; Insecta; Diptera; Drosophilidae. Bases 42 to 2117 code for a protein of 691 amino acids.
UGCGAUUUCGACAUAAAGCAAUCAAUAGGCGUUGAGCCAGCAUGGUCAACAUAGUCGGAGUGGUCUUCCUCUGCGGGCUUGUCCUCGUUAGUGCGGAUACAUUCACUGAAGGAGCUGUCCGGCCGGAGUUUCAGCGGGUUGAGCAACUCAGAUCGCUAGGACUAGCGUUUGCUGGACACUUUCAGGAUGUCGAACUGAACGAGACAAGUUUGUUUGACACGCGAGUGCCAACUCAGGAGGAUCUUCUGUGCCUCAGUGACUUGACUGCGGUAAUGAUGGGACUGGAAAGUGUGCUCGAUUCCUGGGGUUCUAUUCCAUCGGGCCUGUUUACCGGUAACGUGUACGACCUGGGAAACUUCGACGAGUGUCUUAACAUCAUAAAGGAGGUCAGCCAGGGCAGAACUAUCCAGGGAAAGUACUGUUUUCUCUCAGUGUCUCCUUCCAAAAUUCUGGGUGUCGACAGUGGGAUCGGAAACUUUAAAACUGCCACAUGCUUUCCGGCUUCCUGCUCGGCAGCUCACAUAAACACGUUUGUGGGUCAACUGAUGAAGCAGUUCUUCAACGUCAAUAUACCCAGCUCAGCCAUGAUCAUCAGCGAUACCAGUUGCCAGACAAGUGAAAGGGAACCCUGGGAUGGACUCACCAUUUUUAUGAUAAGUUUCUUAUCGCUGAUGGUUGCCCUAGUAGCUUUGUUUACUCUGUGGGACUACUGUCUGGUGAAAAAUCAAGAACGUCUACCAGCGUUAGUCAAGGUCUUUUCAGCCCGCGCCAACUCUCGUGUUCUUUUCCGAGUUGUUGAUGCCAGAGCCAAUCCGAAUGUAAUCGAGUGUCUAAAUGGAAUAAGGUGUCUGUCUCUUAUAUGGGUGGUUUUCUGCCACCAAUACGUAUUGUCUUUACUUGCUGCGAAUAUUAAUAUUUUCAAUGCUGUUUCGUGGGUGCAGACACCAUAUGCCAGUUUAAUUGUUCAUGGGCUUUUCUCAGUGGAUUCGUUUUUCGUGCUGGGCGGAAUGUUGGUGGCGCUGAUUCCGUUGAGACUAAUGGAUAGAACCCAAGGCAAACUAAAUGUACCUAUGAUGUAUCUGCAUCGCUUAAUCCGUAUCGUUCCGCUUCUGGCAAUUGCCAUUGUCGUGUAUAUGAAAUUUAUGCCUAUGGUAACAGACGGACCCCUUUUUGAAGACGGCUAUUCUCAAAAGAGUGAGUGUGAGAGAAGUUGGUAUUUGACUUUGCUUUUCGUGAACAACUACACAGAAGACAACUGUCUUGGUCAUUCGUGGUAUCUGGCAGUGGACAUGCAGUUGUUCCUUAUAUCCCCAAUUUUACUCAUUGCUCUCUAUAAAUGGGGUAAGAAAGCAGCAGCUGGUAUAGUCGUCAUUAUUGUUUUACUUUCGGGAUGUCUCUUUGCCACCAUGUUGGUCAAAGAAUACUCAUUGAUGUACAAAAAGUACACUCCCGAGGGGAUGAAGGAAAUUUACAACAGUACCCAUACACACGCCACGCCUUGGCUGGUAGGUUUUCUCUUCGGCUACUACCAGCACAUAAAUAAGGGAAAAAAGGUCCGGCUGAGCCGGUCUGCCGUUUGUUGGGGCUGGAUCCUUUGCCUGGCCAUGAUCUUUACCUCAAUCUUUGCCCUCUACCCGGCGUCCCAGUGGAGUGCUCCUGCCUUGUCCACCGUGGCGGAGUCUUCGUACUACACACUGACGAGAGUGGGAUGGUCAAUGGCCCUCUGCUGGGUGAUCUUCGCCUGCAUGCAUGGAUACGGAGGACUGGCCAACAGUUUCCUAUCCUCCCCGCUGUGGCAACCCCUCUCCAGGCUCUCCUAUUCCGUCUACAUUUGGCACAUGUUCUGCCAGGAGCUGAACGUGAGAAGUACUAGGACCAAUUCGUAUUUCUCGGACUACACAAUUAUGCUCAACUUCUGGUCGACCUUUGGAUUCACCGUGCUGUUUGCCUAUGUAAUGUACUUGCUAGUGGAGGCACCUUUUGGUGGGCUUGAUCUUUUACUGGGACCCAAAGGGAAAAGCCCUCCUCCCGUUAAACAGAAAUCACAGAUAGAUGAUAACGGGUCUAGUAAUGUGAAGGAGCACAGAGUAACAAUUCCAACUCCUGCUGCAGAAUAGGCACAGUAGUUUUAGUAUUUUAUAUUUUAAAGUAAG